UCUGUUGAUGGACUAUGACAUAAUUCAUUCGUUCUGACUGGGAAGACUGCUAGGACUGAAGAAGCGAAAUGACGCUGAGCCUGGAGGCGUUUGAUUGCGCUGUGUGCGCGAAUCUUCUCCUGGACCCGGUGGUAGGUCCUUGUGGUCAUGACUUCUGCAAGGAGUGCCUGGAGAGCUGGAGACAAGCAGCCUGCUCGAGGGGUCGCCGAGGAAACUCCUCCUGUCCGAUUUGCCGCAAGCCGCUGCCAAAUGAGCUGGGCGUGUGCUUGCGGCUGCGAGAGACUAUCCAGACCCUGUUCCCGGACAAGGUGAAGGAGAGGCGUGCGGAGGUGGAGGAGCGGCGGGCUGCAGCAGCGGUCGCUGCUACCGCUCCCGCGGCUACCUCAACCAUCCGGCGCCAGGCUUCGGGCGCACCGGGCGUCCACCGCAGCAACAUUCCCUGGAGCGGCAGCAGCAGCUUUGGCGCCGGCCCCAGCGCCAGCGCCGGCGCCAGCACGCCCUUGGGCGCACCCUUCGGCCUGGCCUGGUACAACGGGGCCAUGCCCGCGGCGGGCGGCCUGGCGGCGGCAACGCAGGCGGCCGUGACCGCGGCCGCCGCGGCUGCAGCCCACACGCACGCGGCGCCCGCGCCCGCGCCGGCGGUGGACACGUGGACCUACAGCGGCGCCCUGUGCUUCUCGCUGGGCUGGCAUGACCCCAAUGAGAACCGCGGCCGGCGCUCCUGGGGCCGCCGCCGCCGCGCAGUGGCCGUGUAGCAGCACAGCCAGUAGCGACAGGAGCAGGCGGCGCACGGGAGGCAGCCCCGGCUCAGCCGGGCACACACACCCAGGGCCACUGGAGGUCGGCCAGCUGUUGGUGUGGCACUCGUCGGCCAGGUUGCGGCAUGUGCGGCGCACCGGCGUUUGCUUGUGUGCGCGCAGCGCACGCAGGAAGCCCGCAUGCAUGGCAGGCGAGUGUCGAAGGCCACUACUGAGCGGCUUACUGGCCUUCGGGGGCUCUGGGUGUGUGCAACGAGCAUGCUAUCUUCGUGAUGGAGUAAUUCAUCAUAGACUGAAGGGCAUGAUGUGGAGGAAGCAGCGCGUGUAUCUUCAUAUAAUCAUCUACCGAUUCGACAGCUAAGGCAGGUGUACACCCAAGCUCGGGGCUUGAGUCGGACGCGGCACAGCAGCCGCCGCGGUGCAGGGUCGGAGUCGGCUGCAGUGGCGCUGCCUUCGUGAUCCACAUGACUCGGACGCGGAGGUCGUUAGUGCGACUGCGGGUGUGGUCGACGAGCGAUUGCGUGCAGGUGGCUGCUGUGCCGUUAUGCCUGUCUAGCCCCGUGCUUUGUGCAAUGCCCUUACGCACUUGUUGAGUGCGCGAGAAAGAGGACGCAUGGCGGCCUGCUGGCAUUCGGGCGCUUGCUGUAGAGAUGUAGUUGUAGCGUGUGUAGCAGGACUUGCAGUCGGUCCAGGAGACCAGAGGUUGCAAAGGUCCAGGCAUAGGUACCUGCAGUCGCCACGUACGCAAUAGGCACGGUGUGAGGGUUGGGGCGAGUUCUGUUACGAUGUCACGGGCGCUUCGGCUGUCUGCGGCAUGCUGCUAAUUGCAUGGCAGGGCCGGGCGCUGCUCCGCGUUUCUCGACGCUGUGGAAUUGCGUGCGUGGACGUGCUACUGGAUACGAUCUGGGUGGCCCGAUGUGUUCGUAUGGCUUCUGGGGGCCUGCAAGUCGUUUGCUGCCAGCUCCGGUGAUGUAGAAUAUGUAGAUUAGAUGUAGAUUAUGUGUGUGCGGUUGUGCACACUUAAGACGUAGAUGCAAUGUGCUGGCAGGGGCUGCUGCGUCGUGCUCAGGCUGCGGCCGAGGAGUCUGUGCAGGAGCCGCAAAGCAGCAACGACUGCUCGGCUAUGAAAUAGCCCUGGGGCCCGCUGCACAGACUCCAGCGUAGGCUGAGCAAGGCGAGGCGAGGCCCUGCGGGCGAGGCCACGCCAAGAUUGAUGAUGGGCGGGUGCACGUUGUUUGAAUGCGCGCCCCGGCGCCGUGAUAGCGAGAUGCUGCAUAGCCUGGAUGCCGAGCAAGUGGGUGGAUGGUCCGUGAGCACGCCUGACUGAUGCCAGUGCGCCGGACCCACCAGCUCGGCUGACUUGUGAACCUGGCAGGUAUGCGAAUGCUUUUGGGGGUCGGGGCGCGCCGGAUGGAUGUGUCACCUUGCUGUGUAUGCUGUGGGAAAGUGGCAAGGCGGUCGCAAGCAAGCACGCACGACGUGUGCGGCCUGAAGUGGUGAAGGUGUUACGCGUCAGCUCCAUGAUAAAUGCCUGCGCGUAAACUGCACCCGGUGGUGCACAGUGCUGCUUUUGUAGCCGCCUUGACUUUGCAAGGCAGGGGCAACCUACACAAGAAGCUUUUUGCUUGACGACUUCAGGGCCAGUCAAGAUGUGUAAGCUCGGUGCCCU
Molecule: messenger RNA, 2427 nt
Organism: Chlamydomonas reinhardtii
Lineage: Eukaryota; Viridiplantae; Chlorophyta; Chlorophyceae; Chlamydomonadales; Chlamydomonadaceae
Exons: 3
Coding region: 69-755 (228 amino acids)
Molecular function (GO): metal ion binding
Source: RefSeq, a predicted model, not a curated record